Messenger RNA from Mauremys reevesii (Reeves's turtle), 1999 nucleotides. It is a transcript of the gene SLC10A3, whose product is annotated as solute carrier family 10 member 3. Lineage: Eukaryota; Metazoa; Chordata; Testudines; Geoemydidae. The record is from RefSeq and is a predicted model, not a curated record. Gene Ontology annotation, cellular component: membrane. Bases 394 to 1692 code for a protein of 432 amino acids. Gene Ontology annotation, biological process: bile acid and bile salt transport. The transcript is spliced from 2 exons. Gene Ontology annotation, molecular function: bile acid:sodium symporter activity.
CAAUCAGAGCUACAGGCGCCUCUAGCGCCACCAAUCAUGGUACAGGAGAUCGCAGAGCCCCAACCAAUCACAGUACAGCGAGCCCUUAGUCUCCGCCCUUUCUAACGUACUUCCGGCCCCCAGGCCCCUCCCCCUCGGUCCGCAGCCACUUCUGUGGUGGGUGGGACCAUUGUGAGAUCGGGUCCCGCGGGCGGGGCCGCGGCUGUGACGCAGAAGAGGGGCGGGACCGAAGGGAGACGGACGCAGCCGAGUCAAGUGGGGCUGCCGGUGCCGGGUUGGCGGGGACACCCGGCGACAGAGCGGAGAGGCCACCCAUGCGUCCUGGCUGAGGGACGUCCCCAUGUGCCGGAGCCGCCGGAGACCAGGUGCCCGUGGGCCGUGAGACCCCCUGGCAUGGCACAGGUCCUGCCACUCCUGCUGCUGCUGCUGGGCUGCUGGGCCCAGCCGGCCAGGGGGCAGCAGGCUGGCAGGUACCUGAGCAUGGGCGAUGGCAGCACCCUGGAGUUCGACUUCCCCGAGAGGAGCCGGGGCAUCAUGGUGGUGUCCAGCCGCUACCCGGGCACCAACAGGACGGCAGGUGGGACCCAGCUUAGCGCUGCCUCACUUGCGCCCACCGUGCUGACAGUGGAGAACGUCAGCACCCUGUGCUGCGGGGCGGGGGGCUUUGUGGUGGCCAUCCGCUCGGGCCCGGCUGGCCUGGCACCGCUCCGGCUGCGCCUGCUGGACCAGCACCGACUGGUGGAGGAGCGGGGCGAGUUCCGGGUGCGGGUGCUGCCGGGCGAGGAGCCGGAGCACCCAGGGCUGGGCCACUUCUCGGAGAACCCGCUGCUCUACGCCCUCCUGCCCCUCAUCUUCGUCAACAAGUGCGCCUUCGGCUGCAAGGUGGAGCUGGAGGCACUACGGGGCCUGGCGCGCCAGCCCCACCCCGUCCUCCUGGGCAUCCUGGGCCAGUUCGUUGCCAUGCCCCUGUACGGCUACCUCAUGUCACUGGCCUUCGCCCUGCCCAAGGCGUUGGCGCUAGGGCUGGUCGUCACCUGCUCCUCGCCGGGCGGGGGUGGCGGGUACCUCUACAGCCUGCUGCUGGGCGGGGACGUCACCCUGGCCAUCUCCAUGACGCUGCUGUCCACGGUGGCGGCUGCUGGGCUGAUGCCGCUCUCCUCAGCACUCUACGGGCGGCUGCUGAGCGCCCACCAGAGCCUGCACGUGCCCUUCGCCAAGAUCCUGGCCACGCUGCUCUUCAUCGCGGUACCCAUCUCGGCCGGCCUGCUGGUGAAGUGCAAGCUGCCCCGGGUCGCCCGCCUGCUGCUGCUGCUGAUCAAGCCCUUCAGCUUUGCCCUCAUCCUGGGCGGGCUCUUCAUGGCCUACCACAUGGGGGCCUUCAUUCUGGCAGAUGUGCGGCCCCCGGUGGUGCUGGCUGGGCUGAGUGUGCCCCUCUUUGGCCUCCUGCUGGGCUACCUCCUGGCCGCCUGCCUUCGGCUGCCGGGCCCACACCGCCGGACGGUUAGCAUCGAAGUGGGAGUGCAGAACAGCCUGCUGGCCCUGGCGGUCCUGCAGCUCUCCUUCCACCGCCGGCAGGCCGACUACGCCUCCCAGGCCCCCUUCGUGGUGGCGCUGAGCAGCACGGCUGAGAUGCUGCUGCUGGUGCUGGGUCAUCUUCUCUAUAAGAAGCUGUGGCCGCCAGCCAGCCCCUGAGCACCCCCUGCUGGAGGCAGCUGCAAACGGGGCUGUGCUUCCCUCCUUGCUGGGGGGCAGAGAUGGGAGAAUUCAGGGACCUGCUGUAGAAGGGCCUCUGGGCCUAGGGCCCUUCCCUGCGGGGACAAUUGGAAACCAAAACCUUCCCAUUGGGCCCCCAAACACCCAGCCUUAUUUUUAUACGAUGUAUUUUCUAUGCUGCUGGCGGUGGCCCCCCAGGGUGUGGGGCCUGGGCUGUUUACAGGAGGGGGGAGCAUCCCCCCUCCCACAAGGGUGAGGGUUCGAAUAAAGGAAAGAGAGCAACACA